This is a messenger RNA of Sus scrofa (pig), 8892 nucleotides long. The record is from RefSeq and is a predicted model, not a curated record. Lineage: Eukaryota; Metazoa; Chordata; Mammalia; Artiodactyla; Suidae.
AAAGGAGGAGGGUGCUGCCGCCGGCGGUGCUGAUGCUGGCGAUCGGCGCCCGGGUGUGAGGCGAGCGUCAUGGUGGAGAUGCUGGGUUCGCGGCGCUGAGAGAGCGAGCGAGAACGAGCGCCAGCCCGGGGCGGAGGACGCACGAAUUCGGAUCUUGCUGCUGUGUGGGCUCGGAUCUCUUUCUCUCCCCCACCCCACCCCCGUUUGGUCUGGGUUUGCAUCUUUAAAACCUUUCUCCACUCUGUCCUCUCCCCGACCACUGGAAGUCUUCGCGUCUCUAAAUGGAAUUAGUGGAGAUCGGAGCCUCUGGUGUAACGAACAGACAUGAUCUAUGGACGCAGUUUGUUUCACAUUGUAGCAAGUUUAAUCAUCCUCCAUCUCUCUGGGGCAACCAAGAAAGGAACAGACAAGCAAACCACCUCAGAAACACAAAAGUCUGUGCAGUGUGGAACUUGGACAAAACAUGCAGAGGGGGGUAUCUUCACUUCUCCGAACUAUCCCAGCAAGUACCCCCCUGACCGCGAGUGCAUCUACAUCAUAGAAGCUGCCCCAAGACAGUGCAUUGAACUUUACUUUGAUGAAAAGUACUCUAUUGAACCGUCUUGGGAGUGCAAAUUUGAUCAUAUUGAAGUUCGAGAUGGACCUUUUGGAUUUUCUCCAAUAAUUGGACGUUUUUGCGGACAGCAAAAUCCACCUGUAAUAAAAUCCAGUGGAAGAUUUCUUUGGAUUAAAUUUUUUGCUGAUGGAGAGCUGGAAUCUAUGGGAUUUUCAGCUCGAUACAAUUUCACACCUGAUCCUGACUUUAAGGACCUUGGAGUUUUGAAACCAUUACCAGCUCCAUUUUUGUAUGUUUGUUUGGCAUUUUGUUAUUUAGUGUGUGAGUUUGAGAUGGGCGGUCCUGAAGGCAUUGUGGAGUCUAUACAAAUUAUGAAGGAAGGCAAAGCUUCUGCUAGUGAGGCCGUUGAUUGCAAGUGGUACAUCCGCGCUCCUCCACGAUCCAAGAUCUACUUGCGGUUUUUGGACUAUGAGAUGCAGAAUUCAAAUGAAUGCAAAAGGAAUUUCGUGGCCGUGUAUGAUGGUAGCAGCUCUGUGGAGGAUCUGAAGGCCAAAUUCUGUAGCACCGUGGCCAAUGACGUCAUGCUCCGCACGGGCCUGGGGGUCAUCCGCAUGUGGGCAGAUGAGGGCAGUCGGAACAGCCGAUUUCAGAUGCUCUUCACAUCCUUUCAAGAACCUCCCUGUGAAGGCAAUACAUUCUUCUGCCACAGUAACAUGUGUAUUAACAAUACCUUGGUGUGCAAUGGACUCCAGAACUGCGUGUACCCUUGGGAUGAAAAUCAUUGUAAAGAGAAGAGGAAAGCCAGCCUGCUGGACCAGCUGACCAACACCAGUGGGACUGUCAUUGGCGUGACUUCCUGCAUUGUGAUCAUCCUUAUUAUCAUUUCUGUCAUUGUGCAGAUCAAACAGCCUCGUAAAAAAUAUGUUCAAAGGAAAUCGGACUUUGACCAGACAGUUUUCCAGGAGGUGUUUGAACCUCCUCAUUAUGAGUUAUGCACCCUCAGAGGGACAGGAGCUACAGCUGACUUUGCAGAUGUGGCCGAUGACUUUGAAAACUACCAUAAACUGAGGAGGUCCUCUUCCAAAUGCAUUCAUGACCAUCACUGUGGAUCACAGCUGUCCAGUGCGAAAGGCAGCCGCAGCAACCUCAGCACAAGAGACGCGUCUGUCUUGACCGAGAUGCCCCCACAGCCCGUUAAACCUCUCAUCCCGCCCAUGAACAGAAGAAAUAUCCUCGUCAUGAAACACAACUACUCCCAAGAUGCUGCAGAUGCCUGUGACAUAGACGAGAUUGAGGAGGUGCCCACCACGAGUCACAGGCUGUCACGACACGACAAAGCCGCCCAGCGGUUCUGCCUCAUUGGGUCUCUAAGCAAACAUGAAUCUGAAUACAACACAACUAGGGUCUAAAAAGAAAAUUCAAGUUAAUCUCUUCAAAACUCUUCAAACUUAUCAACUAUCCUUGAAUUAGGUGAAUGCAUUUCCAUGCUCUAUAUUACCUUGAUAAAUUGGUGUAUUUGUAUGCAUAUUUCACUGGGAGAAAAUGUUUUAACUGUGUUUUAUUUUCAGAGAAGAACUAUUUAUACAAACAUGGGGACUGUGAAAAGGAAAUUCUGUAGUGAAUUGUGAAAAGUGGACAUAUUUCUAAAUUCAUUCCACUGCCUUUAUCCAAACUUAAGAAUUACAGACAUUUGUUAUUCCUUCGGCAAGACAUCCCGCUGCACAAUGAUAUGUUCAUUUCGUAAUUUGGUUGCUGGCCACCAAGUGCUCCUUAGUUUUUAAAUACAUUUUGAGAUUUACUGGAAACUUGAAGAAGAAAUUAGUUCCUGAUUAAGACUAUCCCAACUUUAUUUUUACUAUCAGUUUCACUUUGUUUCUAUGUUGUUUUAUGUCUUUGUUAGAUAAUUGUACAUUGUGUGAUAUGUGAAAAAAACACGAUUUUAGAUGAACUUUAUGUUACCUGUACAUUGUUUUCAUUAUAUAGACUGCUUGAGAAUAGUGCGUUCCUGAGUGAUUUUGAACAUGCUACAGUGAAAAGUGAAAAUAUGGACCAUGGAAACACCAGCUAGAGGUUUUAUGGACUACAAACAUCUGUUAUUUAUUACGAUUAAAUGCAACCAAAAGUAAUGAGUAAAAUUACUAGUUGCAAUAAGAAAAAUCUCAUUUUUUGGUCUUUCCUAUAUACCCUCAUUUCCAUUUUUUUUUUUUUUUUGGUAUCAAAGGAAGAUACUGAGUUUCAGAAAUAGUUUUGAAAUCAUACCCUUCAUUAGAAAUGAUUUUUGAUUAAGCACUUAGCAAUAUGAUUGAUUGACAGUUUGAGAAAAUACCCUGCAUGUCAGUACUGGAUAUUUGAGUUGGGAAAAUAUCCUUUUUAUUAGACACAUUGUAAAAAGCAUGCAUUCUCCAAUACUGCUGUUACUCUUUCAUUUCCUUGUGUCAUAUGCUUGCUACUUGUAACUUUUUAUAUAAAGAUAUAUAAAAUGUGUAAUAAUUUCCUAACUUGAGUUAAGAGAAAUGUUUUCUUCUAUGACAGUGAUAAAAACUGACUUAAGUACACACAUUUCGUCAACUCUUUCCACCUUCUAGGCUGCAGGAUGUCCUUUAAUUUUAAGGCAUACUUCUUCAAAAUGUGAUUUCCAAAACUUUAUGAAAGAUGUUCUCCUUUCAGAAUAGGAAAAUAUUUCUUUUUCUUUUUCUUCUUCUUUUUUCCUUUAAUUGCCAUACCCACAGCGUAUGGAAGUUCCUGGGCCAGGGAUUGAAUCCACGCCACAGCUAAUCCUACGCCAUAGCUUGACAAUCCCAGAUCCUUUAACCCACUGCGCUGGGCUAGGGAUAAAACCCACACCUCUGCAGCGACCUGAGCUGCUGCAAUGGGAUUAUUAACCCUCUGCGUGAUGGCAAGAACUCCAGGAAAGUCUUUUUUAAGUGCUUUAAAAUCACAAGCCCUUUUAUGACCCAAAUUACAUAAUUCUGAGUUGUGUUUAUACUCAGGCACACACGUUUCCUAAAUGCUUACUAGUUAUGGUGUGUUUAGCAUAAAUAAAGGAAAAUAACAUUAUAAUGUGUUUAAUUGCUGUGGAAUUAUAUACAUACUCUAUAAAGUUUGAUUCAGUGAGUGGGUACUUUUAAAAUAUUGAAUGUACGUUCCUAGAAAAUAAUUGUAAAAAACCAGAUCACUAUAAAUCUGCUUCCCAGCAUUUCCCAAACUGCUGAAUUCUACAGAAUUUUGUCCUCCAAAUAGCAAAGCCAUCUGGUCUAUCAAAAUUUGAACCUGGUAAAUCUAACAAGCUCUACAGGCCCAAGAGAUGGAUUACUCCCAUACACCCCUGUUAGGAAUUCAACUUCACAUGUGCAACAAAAACAAAGGAGAAAGAAAAUAAAAUGUUAUAGAAAAGUGAAUCAGAGAAAUUCUGAAUAGUCUGUAUGGAAAAAAUGUCAGUCUACAGAAAUAAUAACUUCCAUGAAUCUGAUAAACUAGUGAAUAGAAAAAAUAUAUUGAACAUUAUAAAGAUAAUUUUUAUUGUUUUGCCACAUAUUUAAUAUGAUAAACAUAAUAACAUAUAACGUAUUAAUCAUGUUAAAACUUUGCCCUUUUUUUGACUUGACUGAGUCAUUUAUUCCCAUGCCUAUUUUCAUGCCCUUUAUUUCAAAGUUAAUGCAUCCAGAGAUUCAUUUAAAGUGAUUAGCCAUAUUUUACAUUACUGUCUCUAUUUUGAAAUCUUCAUAGGACCUUUUACACUUUGAAUGAUUAAUCUCAAAAAGUAUAAUGUCCAUGUGAACCACUUACUAUUCAUUGUCCUUUCAGCCCUUCCAUCUCUCCAGGUCUUCCUAAAUAUGCAAGAUACUUCUGAUCUGCUGGUUCACUGCUGAAAGGAUAUUUGCACCAGAAAUCUGGGACUUAAAAAAAAAAUUGAGGAGUUCCCAUCGUGGAGCAGUGGUUAACGAAUCCGACUAGGAACCAUGAAGUUGUGGGUUCGAUCUCUGGCCUUGCUCAGUGGGUUGAGGAUCUGGCGUUGCCGUGAGCUGUGGUGUAGGUUGCAGAUGCAGCUCGGAUCCCGAGUUGCUGUGGCUCUGGUGUAGGGCGGUGGCUACAGCUCCGAUUGGACCCCUAGCCUGGGAACCUCCAUAUGCCGCGGGAGCAGCCCUAGAAAAAGCAAAAAGACAAAAAAAAAAAAAAAAAAAAAUUGAACUACACUAAGUAUCAUGAUAAAGAUAGGUCACUUACAUUUAUUUAAUACACAACAGCUCCAUGGGAAAACAAAAGUAUUUCAAAGGAAGACUCGGCCUCCUCAGUGGUAAUACUGAAAAGAUAUAAUUAUGGAGCUUUGCCUCAUCGCAAAGAACAUAAUGAUGACUGAGCCAGGGACCUGGCCUUAAUUCUAGAUGCUGAAUCUUGGGAGUGUGGAGCUCCACAAUGCCUGGGAGUCGCCCUGAAUGAAGGUCAUUAAAAGCCAGUAUUGAAACCUAUCAACAUAUUAAAAAAUUCCUAUUUACUGGUUACAUCAGACCAUGUCACCUGAACAUCAACCUUUGGUUAUAUUCAGAUAAGGAGAUGCAUGUAGAUAAGAAAUGAGAUGUUUUAAAAUGUUCAAGACAUUUCAAAUUAAAUUAUUUUAAUAAAUAGUUAUAUUUUUUGAUAAAGUGAAUUCAAAUAUUACUUGCAUGAGUACUUUAUUAACCCCUUUAGAUGCUUUCUAAUAGUGUAAUUACACACCCCAUUAGUUAAUUUGAAAAUAGCUGUUUUUAUUUCAUUUCUCCAUGUUUGAAUUCACUUUCAAAACCUAGGAGGCAUAUCAUAAUUAUAUGCAGCACCUAUGAAACCCUGAAUUAAGCUUUUUACUUCUGCCCAAGUGCAUUUUAGUUGCCUGAUUCAAGAGUGGUGUGCUGAUUUGGAAAUACGAUUUUUUAUACUUGAUUUUAUACACAUGCCAAUUUUGUGCAUCAUAUUGGAAAACAGAUAUUUGCAAUGUUUGAUUUGCCAUAAUUAAAUUCCAUUUGAUUAUAUAAUUAAAAUGUGGCUAUAGACCUAAUUGUAAAUCAAUGUGUUUGGGCUUUUAAAAAGGAGAAAAAUCCACAUUGUGGAGAUAUUGGCUUUCCUGUUUUGCAUUAUUUUUUUUUCCACUAAAAUGAUUUCAAUGGGUCUGACUUCAUAAAUCAUUAUUCUUGAUGUUUAAUAGUUAGGUCUUUGACAUUUCUUGAAUAUUCACUUAACCUAUUGCAUCAACACUUUCUAUAUUUUUCUUUUAGAAAUUUGGGUUUUCCUCAAACUUGGGAGCAUUUUAAAAAUUCCACAUAUGCGUUUUCCUCAAACUGAGAAUAUCUUAAUGAAUAGCAAAAUGUGAUACUAGUUCCUGUUACUUUAAUUAAUGACAAAUAAUUUACUGAUCUUUUGUUAGCAAAAUAAGUAGUAGCAUUUUAUCUUAUUAUGAAAUUUGUAUAUUUUAAUGAUUAAAAUAAAUCCUGUCAGAUUCCCACUCUGGAAGGGGAUGAAAUAAAUAAAAUCAUUACAUUAUUAUGAAUCUAAAUGCAUAUGAUUUGAAAAGUGAGUUUUGGUUUUUUCCAGUGUCAAGCAAGUUAGCUUUUGUAUCAUGUCUACCUGUGCAUUCUUCCUUCCUUGGCUCAUUUCUUGGAUUGCCCUCAUGGCACAGAAGGUCCAUCGAGGAAAUUGUCAGAUAGAAAAAAUAAUAAAUAAGACAUGAAUUCAUUAUUAGCCUCCUAUCCAUUUAAUUAAUAAUUCCCAUUUCUUUCUUAAAGAUGGAAUAACAUAGAAUAAAAUAUAUUAUUAGAAUAGCCAGAGAUGUGCUUUUGGUUUUAUUUUCUUUUUGGCCGCCUCACGGCAUAUGGAGCUCCCCAGGCCAGGGAUGAGCUCCAAGCCACAGUUGCAGCCUAUGCUGAAACAAUGCUGGAUCCUUUAACCCACUGUGUUGGGCCGGGGAUUGAACCUCUGUCCUGGCACUGCAGAGAUGCCGCUAAUCCUGUUGCAUCACAGAGGAAACUUUGAGAGAUGUGUUUUUAUAAAUAAUCUUGUGAAAUAAAUCAGAGCCCUUUGUCAAUGUAGAAUUAUCCUGAUUAAUUUUAUUAAUGAAGUUGUUUAAAUUAUACCACAAAUUUCCUUAACUGAAUUAUAUCAUUCAAAAAAACCCAACAGUGUGAUAAAAAUAACAAAUCUAGUGACUUCUGUCAGGCACUCAUGGCAUCUCAUCUUUUUUAUUGUGGCCUCUGUUCUGCACCUCCUCAUGUGUUAUUAAAGAAGUAAAUGCCUUUUUAAUAUGCCUUUAAUUCUUCAGAGGUAGGAAUAAUAAACUCAGCCUGAAGACUUCACACUUACUAGGGCUGGUUUCCAGAAGGUUCUUACUCCUGUACCAGUAUGAUCAUAAUGUUAAACUGCUUCAAAUCCUUAAUUGUACAGUCAACAUCUGGUUUAUCCCCAGCUUCUACCACCUCUUCAAACUCUGAGGCAUGUCAUUUUACAUUGGUUUAUUCUUCCAAAAAAAAAAAUUGCCCUCCUUUUAAUAAUAACAGAUCUAGACACAAAAUGUAAAAGUAGCCAGAAUACGGAGUUCCCGUCGUGGCGCACUGGUUAACGAAUCCGACUAGGAACCAUGAGGUUGAGGGUUAGGUCCCUGCCCUUGCUCAGUGGGUUAACGAUCCAGCGUUGCCGUGAGCUGUGGUGUAGGUAGCAGACGCGGCUCGGGUCCCGAGUUGCUGUGGCUCUGGUGUAGGCUGGCGGCUACAGCUCCGAUUCGACCCCUAGCCUGGGAACCUCCAUAUGCUCGUGGGAGCGGCCCAAAGAAAUGGCAAAAAGACAAAAAAAAAAAAAAAAAAAAAAAAAAAGUAUCCAGAAUACAUAACAUAUAAAUUACUUAAAAGAAAGUCUUCCUUAUUAUCACAUUAUAAAAUUUGUGCUCUUUAUUUGCUUUCUCAUGAGUUAAGUUUAUAUCAAUACAGCCAGACUUUUUUGAGUCUAUACAAUCUAUAUAUCUAUAUAUUCUUCCCAAGUGCUUUGGGGAUGAAAAUAAAAGGUGGAAAACUAGUGGGGAACAUAACAAUGGAGCUUUAUAGAAGAAAAGAGCUCGACAAGGAAAAUGAUAUUUAAAAUUAUUUGCUGAGCUUUCCAUUUUGAAAAGCUAAUUACUUCCUGCUAAUCUUACAUGGAAGAUGAAAUAUAUUCAACUGUCAAGAGAAUAUAAUAUAGAUAAUGUUCUAUAAUAAAAAUGUUAGUAGCAUAGAUAUGGGAAUAAAAUGUAUUCUCAAGAAGAUCGAGAGAGGCUUAAUUAAUAGUUGUUCUACUCAGCAGGUCUUGAAGAUCGAAGACUGUUGUCAAAUAGUGGAGCAGGGAGAGAUUUCCACCUAGAAAAAUUGGAGCAGAGAGUAGGCUCCCAAAGCCAUGUAUUUGAGUUGGCUGGAGCAUAGGUGUCAACUGAAAGAAUAAUGGUCAAUAUAGUUGGAAGAGCAGGUUGGCCUUUUCAUCAUGAUUUCUAAAUGCCAUCCAAAGGACUUCGUUCUGGGGUGGGGGGCACACCCACGGCAUGCAGAUCAAACUGGGCCUGGGAUCAAACUGGAGCCACAGCAGUGACAACACCAAUCCUUAACUGCUAGGCCAUGGGGGAACUCCAGAACUUCACAUUUUAUUCCAAGGAAAAUUUCAAUGUCUCUUAGCAGAGUGUGGCUAAAAAAUUACUCUGACAGCAGUAUAUUUGCUAAAUGGAAUGAAACUAAAAUGAAUAAAGGAAAUCAAAACAAUACAGAAAAAAGAUAUUAGAAAAUAAUAACUGAUGGGUUGUUAGUCAGAAAUAUCAGUCUUACUGUCCAUUACUUUUCAACAAUUUUUUAAUUAUUUCAAGAUCAUGGUUGGGUAACUAGCCAAAAUACUGAGUGUUAUAUGCUGAACAUUAUUCUGAGGGUUUUCCAUGUAAAUAUUCCCUUUAGUGAUCUUAGUAAUUCUAUGACUAAUAAUAAUACUUGUUGUUAUGGUUGUUGCUGUUGUUGUUAUUCCAUUGUACAUAUGAGGAAACUGAAGAGAGUACUGGUCGCUUUUCUAAGAUUUCACAGUAAGGAUUGAUGAAUUCAGGUCCAAACUCGAGCUGACUAACCCCAGAGUCAGUCAGCAAUCCUCACCAAUGUGAAUACAACCUUUAAUAUUCAACAUAGUAUGUUUCAAUGAAAUAAGUUGGUAACUUAUUUGUAGAAACCUCAUAUGUUUGUGUUUUCUCAUAUGUAAAAAUAUGUAUUAUAGCAACUUCUCUACACUCUACAGCUUUUGAGGACCAAAUGACUAUGUGUUGGAAGAUCCUUUUUAUACCCUAUAAUACAUUAUAAAUAAAUCAUUUUUCCUAA